Messenger RNA from Drosophila subobscura, 534 nucleotides. RefSeq lists its product as uncharacterized. The transcript has 2 exons. The record is from RefSeq and is a predicted model, not a curated record. NCBI's taxonomy places the organism in Eukaryota, Metazoa, Arthropoda, Insecta, Diptera, Drosophilidae. The coding region runs from base 109 to 450 and encodes 113 amino acids.
CCCCGACUCAAGCACAAUCUCCGUCUCAGUUUAUAAGUAGAGCAGUCGCAAUCGCGCCGUUUGUCUGUUUAGUGAGCCGUUUUAACGUAGCCGCUUCAUUUCGAAAUAAUGUCGUGGUUUGGUGUGUGCUACAUUUGCACACUUGUGGCAUUGAUCUGUCAGGGCGGGCUGAUGGCAGCGCCUGUGGACAACCACAAUCCCAAAUCGCAGGUGGAGUACAUAAAUAGCCUACCAAUUGGGGGCCCUAACGCAUAUCCGAAUAUUGUGCCCAUCACUCGUCCCCCUAUUGUGACCCACACUGCUCCAUCGCCGCCUCUCAACUCGAAGAAUUUUGCAUUUAAUCCGAAAACGCAGACUUGGACACUUAUAGCACCUGGUGAUACGCAACCAAAUGACGAGACGCUUGUUUGGAAUCAGGCCAAUGACAAAUGGCUAACCAGCUCUCGCUAGGCAUUCAAGCAAACUGGAGCAAUAGGAAUCCUAACUAUUUAUGUUCUUUAAUGGUACAUACAUAUAUGAAAGUAAAUCUGGAAA